AUGCAUAUCGAAAGCAUUCCCAUGUGGGAGGGAAGCGGUAACAACUACGCUUACCUCGUCACCGACGACAAGACUAAAGAGGCUGUGAUUAUUGAUCCUGCGAAUCCAUCCGAAGUCUUGCCUACGAUCAAGAAGGCUGUGGACAGCGGAACGAAGCUGACCAACAUCGUCAACACGCACCAUCACCAUGAUCACGCCGGAGGAAACGUCGAGAUGCUGAAAUCCUACAACGUCCCCAUCAUUGGUGGCAAAGACUGCACAAACGUCUCGACUGUCCCACCCCAUGGCUCAUCUUUCAAGAUCGGCGCGAACAUCAACGUCAAGGCAUUUCACACCCCUUGCCACACACAAGACAGCAUCUGCUUCCUGUUCGAGGACGGCGAUGAUCGUGCUGUCUUCACCGGCGACACCUUAUUCAUUGGCGGUUGUGGACGUUUCUUUGAAGGGUCCGCAGAGGAGAUGGACUUCGCUCUCAAUAAAGUCCUUGCUACCCUGCCUGAAGACACCAAAGUCUACCCGGGCCACGAGUACACAAAGGGCAAUGUCAAAUUCGGCGUGACGGUCAGCCAGUCGGAGGCUAUCAAGAAUCUGGAACAGUUCGCGACGUCGAACAAGCAGACUCAGGGCAAAUUCACCAUUGGAGAUGAGAAGAAACAUAAUGUUUUCAUGCGUUUGGACGACCCGGUUGUUCAGAAGUUUACUGGUCAGACGGACCGCAUUGGAGUGAUGGCGGCGCUGAGAGAGGCGAAAAACAAGAUGUAG
Molecule: messenger RNA, 762 nt
Organism: Ramularia collo-cygni
Lineage: Eukaryota; Fungi; Ascomycota; Dothideomycetes; Mycosphaerellales; Mycosphaerellaceae
Product: probable glyoxylase
Exons: 9
Coding region: 1-762 (253 amino acids)
Molecular function (GO): hydroxyacylglutathione hydrolase activity
Source: RefSeq, a predicted model, not a curated record